Sardina pilchardus (European sardine) is the source of this 5648-nucleotide messenger RNA. RefSeq lists its product as uncharacterized. The record is from RefSeq and is a predicted model, not a curated record. NCBI's taxonomy places the organism in Eukaryota, Metazoa, Chordata, Actinopteri, Clupeiformes, Clupeidae. The coding region runs from base 163 to 4836 and encodes 1557 amino acids. The transcript is spliced from 3 exons.
GCCGUCGGAUGGUAGCCUAGGCUACGGCAGUCCAGAUGUGGUGAACGUAGCGCUAUCUGAAGUUCAUGAAAAAAAAAAAAACAACAACACGGGGAAGCUAUGAAGAACAGUGAAGUUGUGACGAUUCGAAUUCUGGACUGGAUAUAACAUUAAUAGGAAGAAAUGCACACUUCAGUGGUUGGUCAGUCCUAUGAUUGUGUCAACAUGCAUCCUCAAUCCUACCAAGUGACCCAGCAAAACCAGGUGCUUUACAGCUAUCCUGUCAACAGCAACCAGUAUGGGCAGCCAGUUGGAAACGCAUGGCUUCAUUCAAACCAAACCAACCAAAUUCAAAGUUCCCAAGGAAUCCCCAGUUCCAAUUUCAAUCAGCAGGUCCACUGCAGACCCAGUCAUCACCACCUUUCUUCACAGCAUGGAACAUACCCCCCACAGACUAGUUACAAUGGAAAUGGAUCUCAUAUAAUGUCAUCACCAAAUCGGGAUUCUGUUUGCCCAACUGCAGUUUCAGCCUCAGCCCUAACUUCAGGAACGUACAACAGUUCCCGUGGAUACAGCACUGUGGAUACAGACACACUUAAUUACUUACUUUCUAACAAUCCGAAUGUCAAUAGAUCAUCUCACUCAGGGCAGACAUUACAGUUACAGACAGGACAGCUACACCAGUCAAGCUCUCAAGUUGUCCACGUUAAUACGCAGAAUGUUGAAAACGUAUCUUCUCACCAAUCCCAGGCAUUACAGUUGCAGAAAUCCCACUGUCAACCUGGUAUUUCAAACCAAGGCAGGUAUGGACAACAUAUUCAGAACAUUUCAAAUUGUGCAGGGAAGAUUUUUUUAAAAAACCAGUGGACAAAACAAAAACUGGCCCAGGCAUAUCCUCCAAAUUCAGAUAAUAGUAAACUGCAAAAUACCCAGACGAAUGGCAGAUCAGGCUCCAUAGGCCCCGCAUUACAACCAACGCAAAAUAGCUUGAUUCCUUGCAGAGCAUAUGGACAAAAUGUGACACCAGUCCCAUUACCUGCCUCAAGGAGAAAUGUGGUAGGUCAGUCACCUACCACUUCAUCCACAAUGGCUUCUCAAUUCACAAUUCACACAAACACUUCAACCCACUCACCUCCUGUCUCCUCAAAUGAGCAGAGACUCAACCUUCUGUAUCAUUAUGGACCACACUCACAGUCAGCCCUCUCUCAAAACAUGAACGUUCCCUCUUGUUCCAAUGCUUUGCCCCCCUCAGCCACCAACAACAAUAGUCUGCCGCCUCCAAAUAAUGGUACAAUGUUCAGAUACAGCGCUGCCCACAUAAAUCAGAACAAUCCCACUCCUGUGGGCAAUUCACCCAUGGUGGCCUCUCCCUCUCCUUUAUCGGAUGUGAAUGGAUUACCUCCACCUCCUUAUCCUGGAACAUACUCACAGUCGGCCCCUUCUAAAAAUGUGAGCGUUUCCUCCUCUGGAUCCAGUGAUUUUCUUCCAUCAACCGCCAGAGCCAACUGUUCGCUGCCUCCUCGUUGUCAUGUUUUGGGAAGUCCCAGCUCUGUACAUACCAGCCAGAACAAUCACACUUUUGUGGACAGUUCAAACAGAAACAAAAGUAGUGCUCCCAACCUUGGCAAUGGACAUUCUGUUCAUGGUGCACUUGCCCAACAAGAAAAUGCCUCUGUUGACUCACCCCAAUGGAGGUUGUUUCAACAGCAGCAUUCACAGCGGAAAGCAGAUCUGUACAACAACCAUACAACAAACUCGCGCAACAAACCUUCCGCAAAUCCGCUCUUGUAUCUUCUUAUAACAGGCAGUCAGAAAGACACACAGAAUAUUGAACAGAACAUUGCAUUUAUGGACUGCAAUGGCUCUAUAACGCAAGGGUCCCCUAACAAAAGUGUACAGACACAUAGAGCAGUUGCAGUCGUACCUCCUAUAUCAAAGCCACCUGGAAUUGGUAGCAAAGGGAAGAAAUGUGAUGAUGUCCUUCCAUCCAACUAUGAUGACCAUCAGCCCCUGUUAAUAAAAGAUUUGCCAUCGCUUGCUGAUGACAUAAAAACCAAGGAGGCCAAUGUUUUGCCAUGUGACACUGGCAGUGCUGCUAUGAGGAAAACAUCAUCAUGUGUAAAGUCUUCAGAGGUUGGCUGUCGUCCUGAAGCUGACGUCACCGAUGAGACUGUAGUCUGCAACAACUUGGAUUCUCUCAACAGCCUGCCCCCUGAAAACAAAGAUACUCCCAAGGACCAGAACAAUGAAGAGUUGUGUGGACCAGAUGUUUUCUUUGGUGUGCCUGUAGUGCCAUUCAGUCUGACAAUGUUGAAGGCGUUGGCGAUAGCCCUGGAGUUGGUAGAAGAGGAAAAAAAUAGAAGAAAAAAUGAAAACAGAAUAAACAACAAACCAGAAUGUGCAGAUGCUGUACUUGAUCUUUAUUGGGGUGGCAAACAUCUCAACUAUAAUUUGGCAGAACUGAACAGUACAUUUGUAAAUAUAUUGACGGAGGCUGCAGAGUUUGACACAGAAGAAAUCAAGAUUCUGUUUGAGACCAUGAAGGUGGAAAAUGUAAUUCAGCUGAAGCAAAAGGGCCAUAUUACCAAUAGUUCUGACUGUGACAUAGCAAUGGAGUUAGAUAAGUCAUCAUGGAGAAAUUUGAAUGAUGAGUCAUUGGACAUUGACAGAGAAUUGGCAGAUGAAGAUUUUACAAAAGAAAUUUGUGGAUCGUUGCUGGAGAGAAACUUGCUCAGUAGUAUUCAAGCCCCAGGUACCACAUCUCUCCAUGAGGACAGUGUGUCUAAGGAAGAUAUCUGUCCAUCCUCACCAUUGGCAAAACCAGACACAUCUUCUUUGUACAGUGAAAACGGCAGUGGCAAAGCCGAACAGACUAAACAUGGCAAAAGUCAAGAUGAUCUAAGACAAAAAGUGACAGUGCCCGCCAACAACAACAGUGAUAGACAAAGUGUUUCAAAAAAGGAAAACAAAGAAGAUGAUGUCUCCCCUCAGCUUUCGGUGUCCUUGAGAAAUCUUAAUAGACAUUCAUAUGAAAAAUCAGCUGCAGCUGACACUCAGAAUGACACAGUAUUCAACAUUGCUGAGAUGUCUGAGAAACAAACCUCUGAACAGUGUUUCGGAAUAGGUUCAGCCAGCACAGCUGUUCAAAUAAAUUCAUACUCACAAGAUUCUGUGGACUCGGGACACAACAGCAGGGACUUGGACUAUGAGAUGAGUGUGACUGAAGAACGCAUUCUGUCAUUGUCUGAAAGAAUUUGUGAACAGGUGGACACAUCAGAGAAGGACUGUCCAGUGAGCCCAGCUGAUACGAUGCUGUCCAUCAAAUUAACUGCUCUGUCAUCUGAAAACAAAGAUAUGGCUGAUUCUGAAAAUGUACAUCAGGACCUCAUUAGUUCUCCACAGAAAGGUCUGACAUCACCUAGCAAUGAGUAUUCAUAUGAAUCUUACCCAGACUCCCUGAAGAGUCCAGAUGAACCCUUGAUGUCAAUGAAAAUAACAGUGUUGUCAGUGGAUGAGUUUAAGGCAUUGUCAAAAGAAUUAUGGGCAGACUCUGAUGACCGUGAACACAAUGUUGCUCCAUCUUCUCCCAUUUGGAUUGACAGUGAGGAUGAUGAUUCUGAGGUGGACUUGGAGCACACUUGUAAGACAAUUGGAAAUUUGAGUCAAAUGAUGAAACAAGAAAAGAUUACCACAUUUGAAGAGGAGAUUCCAUCCUUUCCCUCCAUCGAGCAAGUGUUGAAACAUUGUGAAAUACGGACAGGCAGAACAGAAAAACAGAAUGACAACAUGGAAAAUUCAGCUACAAAAGGGUUAACUAGUCUUCUGAAGGAUAGCAGGAAGGAGGACACUCUAGAACAUGAAUCUCAAAAUGCUUGCAAAAAGGCCCAGGCUUUGGCAACCCAUCCAGCAGCCAAGUCACCGGAACAGGAGAUUCUUAUCCCUUACUCCUCACCCAGCGGGAUUAAAGCCAGCUCUCCCAUCUCCCCAUCUGCCCCCAUAAGGACAACAAACUCUGAUGUAAUGAAGGAAUCAAGUCCACUGCAGACUGAAAGGUCAAGUGCAAGCCACGGACAUGAAAACAGCAGCCCCACCAGCAUUCUCCUAUCUCCAGUCUCCAGUCCCUUCAAAACAUGUAGAAUGGAACCACUCGAAGAUUGGGAGCAUUCAAAGUUGAUAGAUGUCCUUUGUCCAUUAGGCCAUUCACCCCUGAGAGUAACUGAGAAAUGUAAUGAAUCCCAAGACACUGGUACAUCAGACAACAUGAAGACACCAGACAAAAAAAGGCACAGAGAUUAUGAUGCAAGCCUCACUAUUACCUCAGGGGAGAAUGUUCUGGAUCAGGCAGACACUCCAGAAUCGCCAAACAGGAAAAGAAAACGUGUAACGUUUAAGCUGUAUGGAUCCCAAAAAGUAGAUUCUAAGGAUGCGAAUGAAAUGAAUCAGUAUCGCUCAAACUGUGAUCGUAAUUUGCCUCCUUUACUUGAUAUUUCAUAUUCCCCCGACAACACAUCUGCAAAAGACAAGAUCAGGAAAAGUUGGGGGGACAGUUUUGUGCCCACUACUGGCAAAUACAGGAGACUGUCAAGCUCAGAAGAUAAGAACAGGGAAAAGAAUGUGCCUGAAAGACCAGUAAAUCACUGUGAAUUAUCUGGAAAGGACAAGGAUGAGCAGCAGCAAUCAUCCAGCAAGAAGCACCGGUCAGGUCGCAGAAAGCGUAAACGCAGGUUCUGGACUCUAGGCGAAGUGAGAAUGGAAGUUGAGAGGAAGAACACAUCCAUAGAAAAGUCUCUGCUAGAAAAGCAAGACAUGGGACUACAUGUGAUUAAACGGUAUCAGCAGAUUCACAUGAAAGUGUGAACUUUGGAGGAAGAAUAACAACGAGUGAAAGAAAAUACCUCUUAUGAGAUUACUUGAAAUGGCAUCAGGAUGUGAGGCCAACUGUGUUCUGCUUUGUCUCAGAUCUGGAUGUGUAGUAAAUUAUCUGUCAUGUUACUUUUUUUUUCUUUCCUGGUUGGUACUGUUGGACUUUUUUGGAAGUUUUCUGGAUUCAUCAAACAGUCUCAGGCAGUCAGCAGUCAGUCAGAAUUCUUCAGAGAGCUUUGUUCACUGCACCGGAGACAUACUGAACGUUGUGUGGCUAAUAAACGCAGUCUGACGUUACAAUACAAAGUUACACCUCUUAUACAAUCUUGACUAAUGACUUCCAUCUGUGCCAUGCUAGUCAGUUAACAACACAACAACAGUUUUUCCCACAAGGUUGUAUCCCAAACGAACGCCACCUGUGCCAUGUUUUCAGGUCUGACUUGACCCCACUAAUCUGAAGGGAGAUGCCAGCCUGACCCUGAGACAACAACAGCUCCCUCCCAGACCCACACUAUCUCAACAGAAACCGCAGGAGACCCGGAAACAGGAGACAUAUCAGACGCAAAUCAUCUCAGCUACGUCGACCAGCACAUUUCCAUUUCUGCAGUAAAGACUAAAAGUGGAAAUAAGUAAAUGUAGAUUAUCACACAUACGGGUUUGAACACACACACACACACACUCUUGAAAGUUAUGUAAGCGUUAAAAUUUAUUCCUACAGUAUGUAGCCCAGAAUUUUGAUAUUUGUGAUAUACUAUGCAACAUAUUGUUGACUCACCUUUUGUUAAACCUUCAGGUUAAGGUUGAAU